Drosophila kikkawai is the source of this 2110-nucleotide messenger RNA. It is a transcript of the gene Mgat1, whose product is annotated as alpha-1,3-mannosyl-glycoprotein 2-beta-N-acetylglucosaminyltransferase. The record is from RefSeq and is a predicted model, not a curated record. Gene Ontology annotation, biological process: protein N-linked glycosylation. Lineage: Eukaryota; Metazoa; Arthropoda; Insecta; Diptera; Drosophilidae. Gene Ontology annotation, cellular component: Golgi apparatus. Gene Ontology annotation, molecular function: alpha-1,3-mannosylglycoprotein 2-beta-N-acetylglucosaminyltransferase activity.
GUGGCUUUGCGGUCACACUGCACUUUAUAUGGUUUAUUUUUUAAAAUAUGCAAACAAAUUACGAACAAACACGUAACCAAUAGCAGUUAAACAAGCUGCCCACUGACGGCCAGGCGAACAAACAAGCGACCACAAACACCCCCAAACCCAGGAGCAGUGGACGGGCGCAGAAAUCAGACAGUCUUCCAGCGGAGCAGGCAACGUGAGGCUAAUCCGCAAUUCGAUUUGGCACAAUAUCCGCUAUCCAGAGCCCAGAUUCUGCCAGGCUGGCGCUCUCCCAGAGCUGAGCGCUGGUGUGUGACGUGCGACUUUCGACCCGCGGCUGUGACAAUAUUGCGUGGAUGCCGACAACUCCAGCUGGGCCCGUGCCCGAUGGUGGACACGCUCUUUGGACACGGGCGCUCGACUCGGGUGCUCUGCGUUCGCGACAGUAGAGAGAGCAGCGCGAGAGGGCUUCCAAUCCCACCGAUUAGCCGGCUUAAUGCCAGUGCCACAGCAGCAGUAGCCGCAGCAGUAAAGACGCAUUGCUGCCGACGCCGCCACCCCACCAAUACCCCAGCCCCAGCCACGACCCCAAGCCCUAGUCCAAGCCCCCGAAGAUGCGCUCGCGCAAGGUGCUGCUGGUGAUCGGCUUUCUGGUUACGUGGACCUAUGCCACAUACUACCUACUGCUGCGCAACACGAGCGUUCACAAUAGCCGCAACCAGGCACACCAGGCAUACCGCGUCAACACUCAGGCCCGCGAGGCGAACCAGAAGAGUCACCACCUGGCCAAGAGCGUCUUCGAGUUUGUGAAGCUCAAGUACCUGGAGUCACAGGUACCGCUUCCACCACCGACCACGCCGCAGAUUAGUAUUGUGGCCGCCGAGAUAUCCGGCGAGCUGCCGGAGCAGCUGGUGGCCAAGCCGACACCGGCGCGCAUUCCAACGAAAACAUAUCUGGCCAAUGGCGAGCCCGUCUUCCCCGUCCUGGUCUUCGCCUGCAACCGGGUGUCGGUGAAGAAGUGCAUCGACAAUCUGGUCCAGUACCGGCCCAGCAUCGAACAGUUUCCCAUUAUAGUGUCUCAGGAUUGCGGGGAUGAGCCCACCAAGGAGGUGAUCCUGUCGUACGGCAACAAGGUAACCCUCAUCGAGCAGCCCGACCUGACUGACAUCAAGGUGCUGCCCAAGGAGAAGAAGUUCAAGGGCUACUACAAGAUAGCGCGACACUAUGGCUGGGCCCUGAACACCACCUUUGGCGUGGGCUUCGAGUUCGUGAUCAUCGUGGAGGAUGAUCUGAAUGUGGCGCCGGACUUUUUUGAGUACUUCCUGGGCACUCACAAGCUGCUCAAGCAGGACCCCAGUCUGUGGUGUGUAUCCGCCUGGAAUGACAAUGGCAAGGCUGCCGUGGUGGAUGCCUCGCAGCCAGAGCUGCUCUACCGCACCGACUUCUUCCCCGGUCUCGGCUGGAUGCUCACCAGAGACCUGUGGGCCGAGCUAUCCGUCAAAUGGCCUAAAUCCUUCUGGGAUGAUUGGAUACGUCAUCCGGCCCAGCGGAAAGAUCGCGUGUGCAUUAGGCCCGAAAUAUCGCGAACUCGAACAUUUGGAAAAAUAGGCGUAUCCAACGGCUUGUUCUUUGAUAAGUAUUUAAAGCACAUUAAACUCAGCGAGGAUUUUGUGCAGUUUACAAAAAUAAAUACAAGCUAUUUGCUAAAGGACAAUUACGAUAAUACGUUUUUGCGGCGCGUCUACACGUAUCCCAUUGUCACGUACGAUGAGUUGCGUCGCAACCUGAUAAGAAUUGAAGGACCUGUGCGCAUCCAGUAUACCACAAGAGAGCAGUACAAACGAACAACCAAGAUGCUGGGGCUAAUGGAUGAUUUCAAGAGCGGCGUUCCCCGGACUGCCUACCAUGGCAUCGUUUCCUUCUACUACAAUAAACGACGCGUGCAUCUGGCACCCAAUGCCAACUGGAAGGGCUACGAGCUAUCGUGGAGCUAACGACGCUAAAAAGAGACAGAAAUCCGCCAACUCCAACUGCAACUCCACCUUCAACUCCAAACAGUAAACAACACACACACACAGCUAGCCCAGUGUGCUCGCUAUACCAAAUAAUAGUCCUAUUAAUUAUU